AUGUCAGCAACGUAUAUACCGCGUGGAGAGUCAUUUGGACCUGGCGUUGGGAUACCUGCUUUGGGAUGGAGUAGCCAAGAGAGCUUUAAGGAUAGUGCGGACUUUUCUGCCGUCUCGGAUAGCUCAAGGGGGACACCAUUAGAUGACAGUAGUUAUUAUAAGGAUCGAUCAUAUCCGUCGCAGACACCCCACCGGUUUAAUAAUAUCCAUCUCCCGGAAUAUGAUUCUCCAGGCCCCCCUACAGCAACCUUGAUGAAUCCACAAUUGUCCUCGGCCACCAAUAGAGGCUUGACAGCAACGUCAAACAAUUCACACCAACAUGCGGCCGGUAAUAAUGCGAACACACCAAUUUCACCAAACGACGCGGGUUCCCAAUGGUCCAUGAAUCGCGUUUUGUUGUGGCUGGCCAACAAUCACUUUUCGAAUGAUUGGCAAGAAACUUUUAAAGCGUUGAAUAUAUAUGGCUCCGUGUUUCUUGAGCUAGGCAGUGUUCAUGGUGGUAGAGGUAAUUUCGGGAUGAUGCAUCAGCAAGUAUAUCCACGGCUGGCAAAAGAGUGCUCGAGUAGUGGGACUGGCUGGGACCAAGCUAGGGAGCGCGAAGAGGGGAAGAGAAUGCGGCGUUUGAUCAAGGCUAUUGUGACUGGGAAAAGCAUAGAAGGCAGCAAGUCUUCGCAAAUUCGACGGCAAUCGUCUGCAGCCAAUCUCAUUGCAAGUGCCAGUACGGAUGGCACUAUGGAUAACUCGCUCCAUCUGAGCCGCGGAAAUGGAGUCUCUUUAUCUACACCGAACACAGCAAACGGCGAUGAUAAUGGCGCUGGAAAACAGAUGUUUACAAGUUCCGGACAAGUUUUGGGAACGAGAAGGUUUUCGGGAAGAAGUACCACUAUGCCUAUUUUGAGCAAUAUUAAUACCGCAGAAGAGAACGAUUUCAAUAAUAGCCGAAAUGCCCAUCGAAAUGUUUUGAAAAACAUCGAUAAUGAAGGCCGGCGGCAUAGCCCGAGCGCCAGUAAUGAAUUCAACGAAGGUACUUUUAAGUCGCAGCCCCUUCGUCUAGAUGGAAGCCCAAAGAGCGGUAGUCCUGCUGGGACAUAUGCAACGCUUCACACGCCAGUCGGGCAGAAUUUGUCGGCCUCACCUCGCAGCGCCGUUUUUGGCCAUCGAUCGAGCAACAGUACCGAUUCUAUUUCUUCUAGUCAAGCAAUCUACGGAUCUGGGGUACCAUCGGGUGCUAGCCAAGCACUCAGAGGUGGAAUGGGGGGAGCCGUCGGCGAACUCAACCUUGUAAGAAACCAGGAUAGUCGAAGACAUGGUGUCGAUGUGUCGCGCCCUUCUCCCAUGGAUGGCGAGCGCUCCGCAAGCUCAGAACAACCCAGUUCCGCAAAAGAAUCGAAAGGUUUCCUCAGUCACUGGAGGAAGCGACGAGGAAAAGAAGAUGGGUUUGCUCCAUCACCAGAAGACCAGAAUCUUGAUUCGCCCACCAGCCCAUCCCUAGGCUUUAAAGCUGCACCUUUCUUGGGUAAUGGUAAGAUUAGCAACUCUAGCGAAACUUCCCUGGACCGACCUUUGUCCACAUUCUCGGCGUCAGAGUAUGAUAAAUUUGCUCACAAAACCGGUUAUCGGGGUGUACGAGCUACAGGAAGAAGCUAUGUACUAGUAACUACAGACGGCUGGAACUUUCGCUUGUGCGAUCUCACGGAAAUCGACAACGCGCAGGAUCUCAAGGCUACUAUUUGCUCGAACUUAGGCAUUCAUGACUCGGAAUACACACAAAUUUAUCUAACUGAGCUAGGUAAAAUGGAGCAUGAAGAAGCGCUAGAUGAUCAUAAACUUCUGCUUUGCAAAAAGACCAAAGCUGAUCAGUCUGGUAAUCUCAAAUUUUUUGUUAGAGGCCCGGCGAAUUCCGCAAUAUCACUUCCUGCCUCACAGUUCACCGGCCCUGGUGUGAACUUUACUACCGAAGGGAGUGGACUUUCGCCUAGUCUACCACCAACGGCGCCUCUCGAUGAAGAAGCUUAUGCGCAACUCAAUGGAAAUAGAAGACGAUCCAGCUCGUCUCCGCCUACUUCACGGCAGAACACUGUCAAAGGCGGAAGUGCACCACAAAAAGACCAAUCUGUGCCCGUAACCGAAACACCAGACGCACUUAAAGAGCGUCUAAUGGCGUAUCGGGCUUCGCACCUUGGAGAGAGAGAGAUACCAGAAGCUGAUAGACAAGCAUUUAUAGCAAUGGCAUCCGCAGAACACAAAGCCGAAAUGGACCGGAGGCAAAAAGAAUACCUGGCCAAGAAGAAGGCGAUCAAAGGUACGCCAACCACUGCGGAUGGUCCUGUGGGCAUUGUUGGUCGUAAUGUUGAUUUUGACCAACCGCGGCUGUCGCCUUUCGAAGAUAAGAAGCCGGAUAUUCUUUUCCCCCAAAGAAAGGCCCCACCAGUCCCGGGAGAGUCAGCUACCUUGAUUAAAGCCAACUCUUUGAGCAAGAAAACUGGUCAGCAAGUUCUUUUACCGUGUAGCGAUGUCGAUAGCGAAGGCAAACAUUUAUCCGGAAGUGACUCUUUGGAAGGAUCUGGCACUAAACGGAAGCCAGUUCCAGCUUCGCCUAUAACUCCAGGAGGUAUAGGUGCUGCUCUCUUCGUUAUGGGCAAGGGGUUCUCAACACUAGGCCAUCCAACAAGCACUGUGGCUCCAGCCAAAAAGUCGCCUCCAAUCGACGGCUCGGAGAAUCAUGGCAAAAAUGCUAUGUCGAUGGUCGAUCACGGGAACACUGGAUCUGGUAGGAGCAGCCCUAAAUCGAGUGGCACUCCGGGCAGCAUUACCUGGGGCAAAGGCGAUACACCAUUUAUUAUCCCUGAUUAUGCUGUAGAAGAAGAAAGCUUAUCGGCAAGCAUUGGUACAUCUUUGACAGAUCCUACUACUGCUGCAAUAGCUAGAAUGAAGGAGGAAGAAAUUCGAAGAGGCCCUUCUCGCGAUAUUAGUCCAAAUAGUGCUCACAUAUCUGAACUCACAGUACCUGGAAACCGGAAAUCUUAUGGUCCCAACCUUGACUUCACCGAGGCAAGCGUUGUUUUUGAUAAGCCUCCUCAACAAGUAGAGCAAGAAGACUCCGACUCCGACUCCGACUCUGGUUUAUUUAGCAUACCAAUACAAAAGACGCAGAAAGCCAAGGAGAGCGUCAGUGGAGAUAAUACUUCCGGCAUCUCCAAGCGACCAAGUUUGACUGUCAAGACCGCAAGAUCCAAGAAGGGCCUUUCUGUAUCAUGGGGCUCACCUCAACAGGAUAGCUCAUCCUCAUCAAGCCUUUCAAAACUUCCCGAUUUUGACAAUCAACGCAGAGACGAAAGCGAGCGGACCACUGAAGAAACUGAAGAGGAGAAACAGGCAAAAGUGCUCCGUAGACGAUCUUUCGCGCGUACCGAUACCUGGGCUCCCAGACCUCCCGAGGAGAAUAUCCUUAAGAAUCUCGAGGACUUUUUCCCUAAUCUCAAUGUGGAUCAACCCAUCAUGGACGAGGGUGUCGGUGGUUCCCCACCAGUUUCUCCUAUCGCAGAGCAAGAUACAGUGGAGUCAGCUACAGCUACAACGCCUUCCAUGUCUUCGUUGUCAAUCACUGGACCUUCUAUGCUUUCUACGCCUGGCACAAGCCUUUACGGUGACGGAGACACACUCGGGUCAGACGAAUCGACUCUAAAGGCACUUGAGAGAUCGAGCUCAACGCAAGGUGUUGCGCAUCGCAGUAUUCGACGCUCUGGUGGUUUAGGCCGAAUGAAGUCAAUCCGUGAAGUGGCAAGAGGAGCACACGAAGCAAAUAAACGUUAUACCUCAGCUACGGUUGCCCCUGAAAAAGGCGACAAGACUUCAAGCACGAUCCAGCGCCGAAAAAGUACUAAGAUGUUUGGUGCUAACAUUGUGCAAAUCAAACCGCAGCGUGGUAGCCUACUCAUUCCUCAGAUCCCACAAGACACAAUACCUAAACGACAAGCUACCUUUCGGUGGUUCAAAGGUCAGCUUAUUGGAAAGGGUACUUAUGGUCGUGUUUACCUUGGUAUGAAUGCUACAACUGGAGAGUUUUUGGCAGUCAAGCAGGUUGAAGUCAAUCCUAAAGCUGCUGGAAAUGAUAAAGAAAAAAUGCGUGAGAUGGUAGCUGCGCUAGAUCAAGAAAUUGAUACUAUGCAACAUCUUGAUCAUGCUAAUAUUGUGCAAUAUCUCGGUUGCGAGAGAGGCGAGAUGUCCAUCAGUAUUUUCCUGGAAUAUAUAUCUGGUGGUAGUGUAGGAGGUUGUCUUCGAAAGCAUGGCAAAUUCGAAGAAACCGUGGUCAGCUCGUUAACUCGCCAAACUCUAGACGGAUUAGCAUAUCUCCAUCGGGAAGGUAUCCUUCAUCGCGAUCUCAAAGCCGAUAACAUCUUACUCGAUGUGGAUGGAACGUGCAAAAUUUCUGAUUUUGGUAUCUCAAAGAAGUCAGACAACAUCUAUGGUAAUGAUGCGUCCAAUAACAUGCAGGGAUCCGUGUUCUGGAUGGCUCCUGAGGUCGUUCGAUCACAGGGCGAGGGAUAUUCGGCAAAGGUCGACAUUUGGUCACUUGGCUGCGUUGUCCUAGAAAUGUUAGGUGGGAAACGACCUUGGGCCAAGGAGGAAACUGUAGGCGCUAUCUACAAACUGGGAAGUCUAAGUGAGGCGCCGCCGAUUCCGGAUGAUGUUGCUCAGGCCAUCAGCCCUGGGGCUUUAGGUUUCAUGAUGGACUGCUGGACUAUUAUUCCCAGCGAACGUCCGACAGCCGAGACCCUCCUUACCCAGCAUCCCUUCUGUGAACUGGACACGCACUACAACUUCCUGGAUACGGAACUUUACGCCAAGAUUCGCGGCACAUAUUAG
Sclerotinia sclerotiorum 1980 UF-70 is the source of this 4866-nucleotide messenger RNA. RefSeq lists its product as hypothetical. The record is from RefSeq and is a predicted model, not a curated record. The coding region runs from base 1 to 4866 and encodes 1621 amino acids. Lineage: Eukaryota; Fungi; Ascomycota; Leotiomycetes; Helotiales; Sclerotiniaceae. Gene Ontology annotation, biological process: protein phosphorylation. Gene Ontology annotation, molecular function: protein kinase activity; ATP binding. The transcript has 2 exons.